CACCACCAGCCGCUCCGAUGGCCUUCAAUAGACCGACGCCGUGAAGAUGUCAGCCAUGGAGGGGUCUGGCUGUAGCAAGCUCUUUUCCUUCCCAGAAGACCAACUGCACCUGCAUGACGCUGCCUUGGAUUUGAUCCGAGCAGCCAGCAACUUGCAGAUCGUUGCCAUCAUGGGCGAUGGACGGGCAGGAAAGAGUCACCUGGGCAAUGAGAUUCUAGGGCAACAAGCCUUCAAGACAUCGAAUGGUGGUGAUGCUAUGACUCAUGGUGUGGACAUAGCGCUGCAAGGCAACAAACUGCUGAUGGAUUGCGAGGGUCUAAACAAUGCCUUGGCACCCAGCCGUGCCCAGGUCUUGCAGAUUGGAGCGGCAUUGGCUUCAACUCUGAUUUUCGUUUUGGACGGGAAGCUCUCAGAAGCAGGCCUUGACAUGCUGUCAGGGGUUAUUGCUCAAAUGCAGCUGCAUCACAAGCGCUUGCCCACCCGGCUGCUGCUGGUUGUCAACAAGUGUCUCCUGGACUACGAGCCACGUGACCUGGAAACAGCUUUGGAAUCAACGCACGGGAAUCGCGGCAGCCGGGAAGCCAUUGCGCGUGCAUUUUCCCAGCGGGAUUUUGUGGUCGUCCCCUUUGAAGAGUUCAAAAAAGGCGGCUACCAGCAAGCCGUCAAUGAAUUGAACAGACUUACGGCGCAGGAUACUCUGAAGGUUGAUGGGCCUCAGCUGAGUGAAACGAUCCGCUCACUGGCGGUCCAACUGAGGGACUCCAUAUGUGACAUGCCCAGCCUUCAUCAGCAGAUCAUGGAGAGAUUUUUGCAGACCCAAGCCGAUGCGGUCUUGCAGAAUUUCAGUGAAUCCUUGGGCCCAAAGCCGGUGGAAUAUGACCCAGAGUUCAACAUUGACAUCUCUGGGAGCUUGAAGAGCUUUGAGGACAUUGUCCAGAACUUGUCUUUAGGGGAGGUGGCAGAACCACUGGCCAAAAGACUCCGUACCAACUUGGAGGCUUCAGCUGGGGAAUGGCGACGUUCCAACGAAGCUUUGGGCGAUAGUAUCGCCAACUGGCGGGAAGUGCUGCGUCGAGGCUGUCACCUUUUGGCUUCCAAGAGGAUUGGUGCGAGAAUUGUGGUGCAGCGCAAGCAGGAUCUCAGCCCGUUUUUGGCUUCGUCCAAUGUGAUUCGCUUGGACCCGCCAGUGCCUCUUUCAGUGCGUUGGAUGUGGCACCAUUUCCAUCCGCAUCUCAACCGAGAGAGUCACGACUUCGCGGCAGUUGUGAGGGAUGGGCUGGUCGUUGCAGUGAGGGUGGCCGCCCCUGCAUUACCAGCUGGAAUCCAACCUCCACGCGGCAAUGCCCGGCACAGGGGGGCCUUGAGUGUGAGCCUUCGUUCUGACGCUUGGGUUGCCGUGGUUUCGGAGGAACGUGGGGAGACCAGUGUGGCAUGCGCAGGGGAGCUCUGGGAUGCCGGGAGCAGUUUCCCCAAUGAUCAGAACUAUGAAGCGCAGGAGCAGCAGCGCAGGAACAUCCUGAUGGGAUUGAAGUUGCUGUGGGAGAGUCGCAGAAUCAGUUCCUGGGCCCGUGGACGUGUUCAUUCUUUGAAGGAGCUAUGGGUGUGGGAUGGAAAGGCUAAGGAUGAGCAAUCUGGGCUGGAGGCAGAAUCCAGGCACCACAAAUCAAAGGAUGGUGCGAAAAGCCACGCGGAGCAGAAACUUCGAUCUGCACUCCAAGGGCAAGGAAUCAUUUGGGACUUCCCUCCUUCGGCCCUUUGAUUCAAAGGGAUCGAUUGGUGGAUGUAUAUGUUCAGUGCAGAGAUGUGCAUGCGACAGAUGUGCAUCUGACAGCACAUUCGACUUUAGCAACAGAUUUUAGAAAAGCACAG
Cladocopium goreaui is the source of this 1869-nucleotide messenger RNA. The record is from the annotation of a GenBank genome assembly. NCBI's taxonomy places the organism in Eukaryota, Dinophyceae, Suessiales, Symbiodiniaceae.